Sitodiplosis mosellana (orange wheat blossom midge) is the source of this 3179-nucleotide messenger RNA. Its product is annotated as dnaJ protein homolog 1. The coding region runs from base 795 to 1838 and encodes 347 amino acids. The record is from RefSeq and is a predicted model, not a curated record. Gene Ontology annotation, molecular function: protein-folding chaperone binding. The transcript has 6 exons. Gene Ontology annotation, biological process: negative regulation of transcription by RNA polymerase II. Gene Ontology annotation, cellular component: cytosol. NCBI's taxonomy places the organism in Eukaryota, Metazoa, Arthropoda, Insecta, Diptera, Cecidomyiidae.
GGAGAUCACGUAAAGAGAAGAAAAUACAAAGCGAAUCGGCAACGUUCAUUUGGUUUAGUCGCAUUUGAGCGCUCGUCGCUGAAAGUUGCUUACAUUUGUUGUUUCGUAUUUUGCGCUGAUCGUGACGAUCUUAGCUUUCCGUUCCGACACAUACGAUUCACAGCUGAAAACGAACUGUUCGGCUUGUAUUUGAGCGCGCCAAAGUGUGACUACACUCAGCAUAUACUCAAAGCGGUUUACUUCAAAGAUUUUGAUUUUUGCUAGUUAAUUGUUUGACCUAAAAGUGAUUUGUUUGAAUUCAAGCAUCAUCGAAGCAAUCAUAAAUUGUUUAAAACGACGAAAAAUAAAGUGUUCAAUUUCAACAGCAAUAAAAAGUUGAUCAUAGCAAGUGAUGAAUAGAAAAACGUUCGGUUCAACCAACGAAAUUCAGUGAGAGAUAGAGCAACCGAAGAAAAAAAAAGGUGAAGAAUAUCAAAAAAAGAGUGCUAAUUUUAAAUAGAUUUGUGGGUGUAAAACACAUACAAUUUUAAAGUAAAGUUGUGAACAGCUGAAGCAUCUCAUCGAUUUCGCUCUUUCGAACAUCCGAGAACCGAAGGGAGACAGAGAGCGGGCAAGCGCACACACACACGAACAAUACGUAUAUGUGAUUUAGGCGUAGCAAAUAUUCAAAUAACUAUAUAUACACAAAAGCCAUUUGAUACGUCAGUUUUUACGCGUACAAGUGGAUAUUCGAAAGCAAUUCUUUUUCGUCGUCGUCGUUGUCGUCAAUUUCAAACGAGAGAUAAACCACCAAAAUGGGAAAAGACUACUAUAAAAUUUUAGGAAUACCGAAAACGGCGAAGGACGAUGAAAUUAAAAAAGCCUACAGAAAAAUGGCACUUCGCUAUCAUCCGGACAAAAAUAAAACCAUUGGCGCGGAAGAGAAAUUUAAAGAAGUGGCCGAAGCGUACGAAGUGCUGUCCGACAAAAAGAAACGUGACAUCUACGACAGAUACGGUGAAGAAGGAUUGAAAGGCAACCAAGGACAAACAAAUGGCGGCAAUUCAAACUUCACAUACCAAUUCCACGGCGAUCCACGUGCCACCUUUGCACAAUUUUUCGGCUCAAGCAAUCCAUUCGCAUCGUUCUUCGACAUGGGCGACAAUUUGUUCGAGAAAAACGUUUUCGAUUUGGACACAGACACAGAUUUCUUCUCACCGUUUGGCGGUUUAGGAUCAAGACAUGGACUUGGCGGUGCAUUUAGAUCACAUUCAUUCAACGUACAUACACCCAAAAAAGAGACAAAGACGCAAGAUCCACCAAUCGAGCACGAUUUGUAUGCGACACUCGAGGAAAUCAACAAAGGCUGUGUUAAAAAGAUGAAAAUCUCCCGGCGAAUACUGCAAGCGGACGGAACGCCGAAAAAAGAGGAUAAAUUGGUGAACAUAGCGAUCAAGCCGGGCUGGAAAUCUGGCACGCGUGUCACGUUCCAAAAAGAGGGCGAUCAAACACAAGGAAAAAUUCCAGCCGACAUCGUCUUUGUCAUUCGCGAUAAGCCACAUCAACUGUACAAGCGAGAAGGAAGCGAUAUUCGAUACACAGCCCGUUUGUCACUUAAACAAGCAUUAUGCGGUGUGGUGUUUGAGGUUCCAACGUUGGUCGGUGACAAACUGCGGAUUAGUACGAUGCAAGAGGUGAUCAAGCCGAAUACAGUGAAACGGAUAACUGGAUAUGGUUUGCCAUUGCCAAAGGAUCCAUCGAGAAAAGGCGAUAUGCUCGUUGCCUUUGACAUCAAAUUCCCCGAAAAGCUAACCGCAUCGGAAAAAGAACUGCUGAGUGAUGUGCUGCCAUCUAUUUAGUUCAAUUCAUACACUCAAUCACAGAGCAUUAAAAACAAAAGAAAAAAAAACACUUAGAAUUAAUUAAACAACAACAAUCAAAAAAAAACAUACAAAAAAAGCCAUUUGAUUAGCCCCACAACGAACAAACAACUCAGAACAUCAACAACAAAAAAAGCGCACAAUCGAAAUAGAAUUAAAAGUUCAGGAGAACAACAACAACAACAAAAUACGUGAUCCAUUAGCAACAAUCAAACCAUGAUGAAUAUAUAUCCGUCAUUCAUUGCACACGGUACAUGCUGAAUUAAAAUGCAUGCAAUUUUGCCAAAGCGGACGAUUGAUUUUUUUUUUCGCUGGUUCGUUUUACUCGCUUUUCAAUAAAUGAUGAAAAUUAAACUGCAAAGUAAAAUAAAAGUUUGUGUGUGUGUGUGUCGUCGCGAGCAAAAAUUUGAUUUUUUGUUUUCGCUGGGUCUGGCAUCGACACAUAAAUAUGUAAAUAGGCAAAAUGUACGAAUUUAAUUGUAAUGAAAACAUCUCCCACCCUCUGCACUGCCUGCGUCCGCGCGUGCUACACUGUACAAUCAUUCGAAAUCACACUCGCAUAUUUUUGUUUCGCUGUAAAUUCGAUGCUUUCAUGUGGAUUUGAAUGGAUAUGCUGGCCAAGUGUUGAUGGUUUGUCAAAUUCGACCAGUUUUUUUUUUCUCUUCUCUCGGGUGAAUCCGUGUGAGCCGAUGCAACUGGGAGCUACAUUAGUACCAGCCACCGCUGGACAUGAGCGCAUGUAUAUGUGUGAGCCGAUUUUCUGUACUAACUUGAUGUCACAACAGAUGACAACCAGUUUAGUAAAUUGAGAAUAUGUUGGAUCGCUAUUUUUUUGCCCAUUUUCGUUACUUUUCCUAUAUACUGAGUGCUAAAACAAACAAAAACUGAGUGCUAUAUGAUGUACUGCGUUUCAAGAUGUCAUACGGAUAACAAGUUGAUUUCAUGACCUUUUUUUCUCUUUCGACUGUUUUUCCAAUUUACUCCCAUGCGCGCGCUUCACUCGCUCUCCCUGGACGAGUGAGUGAGUUUUUUUUUUUUUUCAAUUUCAUUCGAAACGCAAACGAACUUUUGAUUAUUUGUUUUAUAUUUUGAUCAAACGGAAUCAACUAACCCCAACAUGAUGAAGAAUAAUUUUUACAAUUGCAACACAAAUUAAAAAGCAAUCUAGGCAUUAAACAAAUGAUGGAACGUAAACUCUUUUUUUUGUGUGAACAAACACACACACGAAAUAAUUCGUAAUUAAUUUAAAUUAUAUAUUAAUAAUAAUUGUACGAUUGUAACGAUGUAACAAUAACAAUAAAAACUCGGAUAAUAUUCAAA